This is a messenger RNA of Xenopus tropicalis (tropical clawed frog), 1631 nucleotides long. Its product is annotated as Fc receptor-like protein 2. The record is from RefSeq and is a predicted model, not a curated record. The transcript has 8 exons. The coding region runs from base 24 to 1631 and encodes 535 amino acids. Lineage: Eukaryota; Metazoa; Chordata; Amphibia; Anura; Pipidae.
CUGUAUGUGCCAGAGACCCCAUCAUGUCCGUCCCGCUGGCUGUCAUUCUGCUCUCACUGCUACUGAUGGCGAACAGCGGAGCUGCAGCCAGACCGGUGCUUUCCUUCUCCCCAAACUGGGCCCCAAUACUCACUGGUGAUUCUGUAACUCUGACCUGUAACGGGGCCCGUCCUGCACAAGGGAAUGAGAGAUAUACCUGGUACCGAGGCAGUAACCCAAUACCUGGAGUGGAACAGCAGAACUAUACUAUCCAGGGGGCCCAGAGAGAACACAGUGGGAGGUACCAGUGCCAGAUCGGUACCAGUGAGAGAAGUGCCCCCCUCCAACUGCCAGUUAGUGAGGAUAAAGUCAUCCUACAGGCGCCCCCUGGUGCCCAUGAGGGGGAGGAGCUGACUCUCAGAUGUUACACUCGCCCUGAAUAUAAAACAACAAACACAGCAGUUUUUUACAGGAACAAAUUAACCAUUCGGCCCCUGGGCUCAGACUCCCUUGUGCUUGGGGGGGCACAGACCCACAUGUCGGGGUCAUACAGCUGCCAAACAAAGUUACAUGAUAAGGAUCAGGGUAUCACUAUUACUUACACAUCUGCUGAGGAACAUGUUUCAGUCACAGAGCUGUUCAGUCCCCCACAAAUAAAAGUGAGUGCAGAUCAGGUGACAGAAGGAGAUCACAUGACCAUAACAUGUGACACAGAGCUCAGCCCACACAGAGAGACUACAGAGCUGCAGUUUGCUUUCUACAGAAAUGGGCACAAUGUGCAGGGAUUCAACUCAUCCAACCAAUAUGGAGUCCUCUCAGCUCAGCUGGAGGAUUCUGGGAAUUAUACCUGUGAGGUACAAACUCCAACCGGCAGUGUGAGGAAGAGGAGCAACAUGACACAUAUCCACAUACAGGAGCUGUUCAGUUCCCCACAAAUAAAAGUGAGGCCAGAUCAGGUGACAGAAGGAGAUCACAUGAACAUAACAUGUGACACAGAGCUCAGCCCACACAGAGAGACUACAGAGCUGCAGUUUGCUUUCUACAGAAAUGGGCACAAUGUGCAGGGAUUCAGUUUAUCCAACCAAUAUGGAGUCCCCUCAGCUCAGCUGGAGGAUUCUGGGAAAUAUACCUGUGAGGUACAAACUCCAACCGGCAGUGUGAGGAAGAGGAGCAACAUGGCACAUAUCCACAUACAGGAGCUGUUCAGUUCCCCACAAAUAAAUGUGAGCGCAAAUCUGGUGACAGAAGGAGAUCACAUGACCAUAACAUGUGACACAAAGCUCCGCCCACACAGAGAGACUACAGAGCUGCAGUUUGCUUUCUACAGAAAUGAGACAAAAGUACAAGAAUUCAGUACAUCUUAUGAAUACAAAAUACUUUCAUUUGCGCUGAAUAAUUCUGGGGAAUAUACCUGUGAGGUACAAGCACUAAAUGGCCGUGUGAUGAAGAGGAGCAGCAUGAUGGAUUUCCAAUUACAAGUCGAGAAAGUCCAACACAACUACCUACUGCUGAAUGUAACCAGACUGAUAUUGGCUCCCAUUAUAUUCAUAUGGACAGUGUUCCUGAUCUUUCACCAUAUAAAGACCCAUGGAUCUAGAGAACGUACAGAGAAGACCGUGGAGAGCAUGGAAAUGGAUUAUGUAAAUGGAUAA